AUGACAGCAGCUUGUCUUAACGACCAAUCACGGUGAGAUGUGCUUCACUUGAAUAAAACCUCCCACCUCUGAAUAAUUGGAACAGUAAUUUCACUUAAAUUAAACAAGCAAGUUACGUUUUUUAUAGGAUAGACAUAAAUGUAUGUACAUUUGGUUUCUUAGGCUUGCUAAAAAAGUCGCUGAAAUGACCAUGAGCAACGUCAAACACUGGGAAGGCACCCCAGUUGCACCAACGACUAUGCCUGUACCAGCUGAAUGGACUCCAGGACAAUGGACGGGCGAAGAAGAAGAUUCUGAAGAAGAAUUCCGCCCAGGUGGGGAAGAGAACAAUUCGUUGAUGUUCCAAUACAAUGAAGCAUUAUCUCGUUUGUCGGAGAAAGUUAAAGUUGGAAAUUUCACCCCUUUGACAUUUCAAUUAAAUACAACGUGGGCGGAAGCAACACAGGAGGAAAAGGAAAUCUGCAUUGAUAAAGCAAUGGAAGGAUGCAAGAUCGUAUGCGAAGUAAUAGCACCAAAGGCUGGAGAUGAACUUUUGCAAUCGUGUGUGCAGUUACCCAAGCAAGAGACUGAAAAUGUUUCAGAUGAGCUGAUUACCCUUAUGCAAGCGCACAAAAAUGCUCCAACCAGAAAUUUAAAAACACAAAUUUUGAGUCUUUAUGCUUACCAGUAUUCCGCGAAAAAACUGAAAAAGCUACAUGAACCGUACGAACGCAUAACUGAUUGGCAAGUCAAGAGAGCACGAGCUCACGCCCGUGAAUGUGGACCAGGUUUUGCCGUUGAGAAGUCCACAUCUCAUCGUGUACGACUGAAUAAAGUUCAAGUAGACCACUUUAUUGAUUUCAUCAACAGACCUUACUUUUACCAAGAUGUGGCAUACGGAACUAGAACAUUAAAGAUGGAUAGUGGUGCAAAGUUAAAGAUGCCUAAUGUAAUCCGCACUGUAACUCGCUCAACCAUGAUUAACCAGUAUUUGAUGUUCUGCAAAGAAGAGAAUGUAGAGCCACUGAGUCGCGCGACGUUGUUUCGGAUCCUCCAAGUAAGAGAAGCCUCCCAGCAAAAGUCGUUGUGUGGUGUCGACAAUACAGCAGCGGAUGGUUCAGCUGGUUUUGAGAAACUUUGUAAAAUUGUGGAUGAUCUACAGGAACUAGGGCAAGAUGAUAAUUGGUCAAAAGCUAUAAAGAAGUCUCUCCUAGAUGGCAAACGUUAUUUAAAAACGCAAUACCGUAAUCAUUGCCAAGAAUCCGAGAGCCCUUGUCCUGAUCAUUGCUUGAAGUUCGGGCUUAGUGAUCCCAAAAAUGCAGACUUGAAGGAAACCUGCGCACAUGAACAUACAACACGUUGUAACCAAUGUGAUAACAUUUCUACAUGCAUCAACAAAAUAGAGCGAGCUAUCAAACAUGAAGGCCUCACGUUUUACAGUAAGGAGCAACAGGAAGACAUCGUUUAUGAUUUUGAGCAAGCUGUAAAAGCUAUCAAACAAUGGAAAGCACAUGUCAUGCGGACAACAAAUCAAGAACGCGCUAAACAGGAUGUCCUUGCAAAGCUUGACUCCAGUUCACGGUUGGUCGUCAUGGAUUGGGCGAUAAAGUUUCUACAGUUGCGCUAUCGUGAAAAGCAAAGCGAUUGGUACGGAAAAAGAGGACUUAGCUGGCAUGUUAGUAGCGUUGUAUCACGGGAUGAGUUAACUAAGAAAUUGCAAGUCACCACAUACGCGCACUUAUUCGACCAAUGUACGCAAGAUUGGUUCGCGGUGGCGUCAAUUAUUGAGCACCUGCUAACGCAUUUGAAAGCUAAACACCCCUCGCUUGAAAGUGUCUAUUUUCGAUCUGAUGAGGCAGGGUGUUAUCACAAUAACUUGUUGGUUGCUGCAGUUAGAGAUAUUGGAGAGAGAUUUGGAAUAACUGUUAAAAACUAUGAUUUUUCCGAGCCCCAAAGUGGAAAGGAUAUAUGCGACAGGAUUCUUUGCCCGCUAAAUGCGUCCAUUCGCGAGCACUGUUCUGAGGGUCAUGAUAUUUUGACAGCAUCAGACAUGAAAGAAGCUUUGAAGCAACAUCCUGUAAGUGGGACGUCGGCCUCAGUAAACGUCGUUGACAAGUCAAGGGAAAGUCUCGAAGUGAACAAACUUGACAAUUUCGGUACGUUCCAUAAUUUCCAUUUUGAAAGUUCUGGAAUUCGGGCAUGGAAAGCUUACGGUAUUGGUCCAGGAAAGCUUUUUCCGUAUAAAGCGCUGUAUGUGAAGCAUCAGGGUCCAACUAUGUUUCAAACGGAGGGUAAUGAUGCAGCGCAUUGGUUUUACUCGGUCAAAGAAAGAGAUUUGAAUCCAGAACGAAAGAAACAACCAACCGCGAGCGAAUCACUUUUCGAGUGUUCUGUGUCAGGAUGUACCCAAGCUUUUGCAUUAUUCUCCGAGCUAGAGUCGCAUCUUAAUGUUGGCCAACAUACGGGAACCCAAGCUACAAGUGAAAGCUUUUAUGAUAAAGUGAGAAAAGAUUGGGCAGGAAAAUUUGCUUCAGUUGAUGUAGCGUCUCAAACAAAGUGUUAUGCAACUUUGACCUCAGCCACGUCCAGAUCUCUGGCAACGUCUUCAUCUACAGUCAUCAACGAUACACCCCAUUUCGACUACUGUUGUGAAGUUUGGAAUUCCAUUAGUAGAGGCCAGUCUGAACGACUACAAAAACUUCACAACAGAUGUGCUAGAAUUAUAAUGAACUUUAAAGAUGAGCCUGGGCAAUCUCAACUGGCCCUCGAUCAAUUAGGGUGGAUAAGCUUGGAAGAAAGGCGAAAACAUAAUAUGGCCCGUCUCAUGUUUAAGGUUGUCAAUAAUCUGGCACCAUCGAGGUUCUCAUCAAUGUUCCAGAAUUCUAACCAUAUCCACAGUUAUAAUUUACGAGGUUCAAAUUCGUCUCUCUUUCUGCCACGACCAAAUACCGAGUAUGGCAGAAAAUGUUUUUGAUAUAGUGGGGUUAAAAUCUGGAAUAGCAUUCCUGAACAAGUAAGAAACAGCGAAUCUUUAAAUUCUUUCAAUAGAGAUAUUUCCUCUGUUAGUCUGACGAAUUAGCUAUUUGAGUUUUGUAUACCAUUUGUUUUGUAAUAUGUAUUUGUAUUCGUAGUUCUUAAUUUUCUUAGUGAUUUUGUAUUUUAUAUAUUUUUGUAACAUUUAUCUACGCCCCACUUGGAAAGCAGCUAUGGUUGAAGUGGCCAGCGUAGUCAAAUAAAAUUUUAUCCUAUCCUAUCCUACCUCUGACCAUGGGAUGGGCAAUCAACAAGACCACGAGCUCCACUCGAUUUCCGCAAAAGGUAAAGGAUUAUCUGACAGCAAGAUUUUUAAUUGGCGAAAAAACUGGCUGUAAAGCUGAUCCAAACCAGGUUGAGAAGGAUAUGAGAACAUCUAGAAAUCCAUCGAAUGAACGCAAGUUUAAUUGCAAAGAAUGGCUAACGAAGACACAGAUAAAGGGCUUCUUCUCGCGCUUGGCAGCUACUCGUCGCAAAGAAAACGGUUUGGUAGGCAUGUCAUUGGAAUGUGAAGAAGAUGUAGAGUGCCUGGUGAAGGAUUCCGAACCACAAGAAUUAAUCGAGAGCAUCACUCAUGAACUUGGCUUGAAGCACCCUAUUACGUUCGACACGUAUGAUCUAUGUGAAUAUUAUCACAGAAAAAAGCUCUCCGAUUUCAAUGUUCCAAUGCUUAAAAACAUUCUUUGUCACCUUGAAAUUAACUUUAAGUCGAAGGACAAGAAGCAAAUUCUCGUAGACAAACUCAAAAACGUUAUCGGAGAGUGCGAAUGUGAUGUCAUGCACUACGAAUGAUCUGUUAACUUGCAUACAUGAAUCAAUAGAUCAUAACAAUUUACUUUUCGAAUCAUACUGCCACAAACAAGUGGAAACUCUUCUCAGUUUGUUGAUCAAGAAUUUACUCACAAAUUUCUCGGAAGUGAAAGUGAAAAAAAAAACGCGAGUUAUUAGGAAACCUACGAAAUUCAUCACAGCUAAAUAUCUUAGGUCUUCUAUUAAAGCUCUAGCUAUGGGAUUUUAUUGCAAUGUUUCCAAUAAUUCUUUUUUUCUCAUUUGCAGAUUCACCCGGUGACUGGGAACCAGGGCCGUGCCACCUGGGGGGCCUCCCCCCUACCUAUUAUUUUACGACUUUUUGGACCUCCCCCCUACCUACUAUUUUACGACAAAAUUCUUUGGUUUCUGGAAAAAAAAAUUUUGAGGGGGCCCCCAAAUGGGAGGGGGACCAAAUUUUUUAUUUCACCACCCCCCCAACCCAAAACCACUUGACACGACCGUGCUGGGAACGAAUCGCAAAAGUAAACAAAACAUUAUUAACUUUACUUCCGCUUUCCAUAUUCCAAGCCGUUUGAUGCAAAUAUGUUGUAAUUGAUACGUGUUUAGGACAUGGUUUAGGACUUUAGAUAAAUUUAUUGUGGUUACCUGAUAUCUUUGGCUUCAUUUUCCGUCAGAAUCAAGCAAGCAAGCUCGUUGUGACCAACAAAAUACAUGCGAGUUCUACCGCGUUCGAUGGAUACAGUAUUUUACUGCAUAAUUUUAUGAGCUUCGUUGAAUAGUUAUUUACAAACUUCACGCCAGUGGAUAAAAUUUCAGUUUAUGUGACAUUAUCUUGGAUUUAAAAUGUCACACGAAGAUCAGAACUCUCAACUUAUGGGCCGUUAUGGCUAGGUAAGAGAUUUAGUGAUCAAAUUACAUAGUACUUUGCGACGGCCAUACUCUGUCGGUUGGCACUGCAUUUUGAAAAUUUUGUGAUUUGUAGGCGACU
Messenger RNA from Paramuricea clavata, 4771 nucleotides. The record is from the annotation of a GenBank genome assembly. Lineage: Eukaryota; Metazoa; Cnidaria; Anthozoa; Malacalcyonacea; Plexauridae.